GUCAGGAUGGCUGACAGGGUGGCUUCCGACCUGGUGCCCUACGUCUACAUCACACCUUAAAGAAGCUGAAGAGAAAAUGUUAAAAUGUGUCCCCUGCACGUACAAGAAAGAGCCCGUCCGCAUAUCCAAUGGAAACAGAAUAUGGACACUGAUGUUCUCUCACGACAUUUCCAGUAAGACACCACUCGUCCUCCUCCACGGCUUUGGAGGAGGUCUUGGACUUUGGGCCCUGAAUUUUGAAGAUCUAAGCACUGACAGGCCCGUCUAUGCCUUUGACCUCUUGGGCUUUGGAAGAAGUAGUCGACCUAGGUUUGACAGCGAUGCUGAAGAGGUGGAGAACCAGUUUGUGGAGUCCAUUGAGGAGUGGAGGUGUGCCCUCGGGCUGAACAAAAUGAUCCUGCUUGGACACAACCUUGGAGGGUUCCUGGCCGCUGCUUACUCACUGAAAUACCCAUCAAGGGUUAGUCACCUCAUUUUAGUAGAGCCAUGGGGUUUCCCUGAGCGACCCGAUCUGGCUGAUCAAGAAAGACCAAUUCCAGUUUGGAUCAGAGCCCUGGGAGCAGCUUUGACUCCCUUUAACCCUUUGGCUGGCCUCAGGAUUGCAGGGCCUUUUGGGUUAAGUCUAGUGCAGCGUUUAAGGCCUGAUUUCAAACGGAAGUACUCCUCUAUGUUUGAAGAUGACACUGUAACGGAGUACAUCUACCACUGUAACGUACAGACCCCAAGCGGUGAGACAGCCUUCAAAAACAUGACGAUUCCUUAUGGGUGGGCAAAGCGGCCAAUGCUUCAGCGGAUAGGAGACUUGCAUCCUGACAUUCCAGUUUCUGUGAUCUUUGGCGCCCGAUCCUGUAUAGAUGGCAACUCUGGUACCAGCAUCCAGUCACUGCGACCGAAGUCCUAUGUGAAGACUAUAGCCAUCCUAGGGGCAGGGCAUUACGUGUACGCAGAUCAGCCAGAAGAGUUCAACCAGAAAGUCAAGGAGAUCUGCCACAUGGUAGACCGAGCUGCGUGGGGCACCUGUGACUGAUGCCAUUUUCGAGCAAUUUCCUACAACCACGGGAAGAGUAAGAAGUACAACUCAAGAACCAGGCAGUCUCCUGGACUGGACUCGGCACCAUUUCCUUAUGAAGUCACUUCCACAUUUAAACCAAUUAGUGCCUUCUAGAAUAAUGGCUUUCCUUUCUCCUACACAAGAUUGAAAUACACAAAAGUCUUCCGAUUUAAUAGUAGCCUUAAAUAAAGGUUAUUUGUCCUUCUGGUGUACUCAAAAAUUGUGGUUUUUCAGCUGAGACUUUUCUGAUUUUUACCUAACUUUGCUAGUUAGCUUCUUUUCAUAUUUCGGUCUAUAUGCCAAAUUUAACUAAGUGACUUCUGGGUCUGUCAUCUUAAAUGCUACAAAGGUGCACUUUGUUUUGUUUGCAUGUAUUUACUAUCUCUAACAACUAACAUAGUUAAUCCAAGUAUUUUUAAGUAAAAAAAAAAAAUUCAAUUUAGAAUACUUCAUUUUUGAAAUGGAGUUUAGAAUAUUUCAUUUUGAAAUGGAAUAAAAGGGUAAGUUUUGAUUAAAAAGAUGGGAGUUGAUCACUAGCACUAACUCCUCUGGUUUUCCUGUUUAAUAUUUAAGGCUGCAAAGCUGUGCUCAGCAUUUUUAGUGUGCUCCAUGAUGACACUGCACACUCCUUGGAACCCUCUGUGUGUGAUCUAGUUCUAGGGUCUAUGAAAUGUUACAGACCUACUCAGUGAUUCAGGUACUGAGAAGCCUGAACCCAAAGUCUGUCCCCUUUACUUCCUGUGAAUGCUGUUCUUUUCCAGGAACCAGGAUAUAGUGAAUGAACAGGUUUCUUCCCUUACAGGGCUAUAAAGACUGUUGUUGCCUUCUAGUAAACCAAGUCAUACUGUGUUUCCAUGAACAACUAACGUAUACGGUGCUUAAACUGGAUUACAUUUUUACCACUAACAUUUAAAAUUAAGUGGUGCUGUCAUGUCUCACGGCACCAGAAAUGAGCUAGAAUGUGUGUUUAUUUUUUAUCGAUUAUUAUGUUAAUCUAAUCAUUUAUAUGCUUGAAUCAAGAUUAUUAAAAAAAUCUAUAAUGUUGUUUGAAUUGUCUGGCAGAAACCACCAUUGAAUUUAUAACUUUCUCACAGUUUUAAAAUGAGGGAAACUUGGAAACUAUGAAAAAGCUCUGUAUGGUAGCCGGAUGCUGUGAAAGUCCCCUAUACAGAAAACAAAGAGGGUGUCACCAGCAUUGUCUGUCCAGGACAAAAGCAGGCCACACAGGUCAAAAACUGGACAGCACGAACCAUGGGCUUGGUGAUUUGGGCUAUUGCAUUUUUAGUGGCUAAUUAGGAUUUUUUUGAAAAUGUAAGAUUAUAUCACAGUUAAUUAACUGUCAGAAACAUGAACUGUUGUGUUUUCAACGUCCUUACUGACAGGAGAAUGUGUAAAUUAUACUGAGGCUGGAGAAGCAGCUUCCCAGUGACCCUUUAUCAGACUUGUCCGAUGAACUAGGUUAGACGAGAAACCAACAUGAGACCAGAGAGGGGCUUGCUUUCUUCUCUACCUGAGAAUAAUAGCCUUGCCUUGGCAAGGCCAAAUUCAGACUUGACAUUGGUGUAAGAUCUGGGCAGCACUUUUGUUUGACAUGCCCAGUGUCAGUCAGCCUCUGCUGGCUGGAAGAGAGAGUUUCUACCCAAACGUCAAGUGAAGCUGUCCUUCCUACCAACUGCUUGGCUCUGUUGGAAAUGUGAUGCUUCUUAAAACAACUCUUCCUUGGUCCAUGUGAUUUUGUAAAGAUCGAAGCAGAGGAGUUUAUUAUAAUCUGAGAGUUCUUGAGAAUACAAUGGCUGCUAAAUGUUUUUCUUAUAAAAGGCCUCUUAACUAUAUUUGAUCUUUGCUAAGUUAUUUGUACCUUUGCCUUAUCUUACAGAAUAAACUUGACAGUGCAAGCACCA
Molecule: messenger RNA, 2952 nt
Organism: Cricetulus griseus (Chinese hamster)
Lineage: Eukaryota; Metazoa; Chordata; Mammalia; Rodentia; Cricetidae
Source: RefSeq, a predicted model, not a curated record